AUGGUUAUGGCUAUGGUUAUGGUUAUAUAUCAAGGACAGUGGAAUCAAUUAGCACAACCUAUUAGAAUUGCAGCAAAACAAAGCAAAAAAUUGACUAAAGAAAGUAAAGUAAAUAUUAUUAUUAUUGUUUUGAUGGUAGUUAAGCAUCGUACAAAUGCCGCCGUAUGCACUUUGGACCAACAGAAUAUGAAGGAUGAGCAAAGGAAUAAAGAUAAUAAUAAUGGUAGUAAGGAUACGUCAGUGUGGCUUGCUUACUGUGUUCAGUGUGUCUCAUCAUGUGUUGGUGGGGAAGGAAGAAUACCUUUCACAUACACAUAUAAUACAAGGCUUUCCAAGUUUGAAUUAUCUAAUCUGACUCAACAGAGAAGACCCUAA
Messenger RNA from Phycomyces blakesleeanus NRRL 1555(-), 375 nucleotides. RefSeq lists its product as hypothetical. The transcript is spliced from 6 exons. The record is from RefSeq and is a predicted model, not a curated record. The coding region runs from base 1 to 375 and encodes 124 amino acids. NCBI's taxonomy places the organism in Eukaryota, Fungi, Mucoromycota, Mucoromycetes, Mucorales, Phycomycetaceae.